Micropterus dolomieu (smallmouth bass) is the source of this 1115-nucleotide messenger RNA. RefSeq names its product interferon-induced protein 44-like. NCBI's taxonomy places the organism in Eukaryota, Metazoa, Chordata, Actinopteri, Centrarchiformes, Centrarchidae. The record is from RefSeq and is a predicted model, not a curated record. Bases 16 to 966 code for a protein of 316 amino acids. Gene Ontology annotation, molecular function: GTP binding. The transcript is spliced from 9 exons.
AAUCUGGGAACUGAAAUGAUCAUUCUAGCAUCAGACACAUCACAUCGUUUCACUCUGCCCCAGCUGACCAAAGCAAUGGGAGGAUUCUGGUCUAGUUCUGAUCCAGCUCCACCUCCACGUCCAUGUCCACUUCCAGCUCCACCUCCAUUUCUUGAUCAGCCAUGGAGAAACUGGGGAGAAAAACAAAGCGCUCUGCAGUCUGUGAACAACUACACACCCCAGCCUGAAAACCGGCAGCUCAGGAUUUUACUUCAUGGUCUGGUUGGAGCUGGAAAGUCCAGUUUCAUCAACUCAGUCCGCAGCGUGUUAGAAGGCAGAAUGUGCAGACAGGCUAGGGUGGAUAACAUCGCUUCUACCGUCAGUUGCACCAAAAGCUACACAACCUACAGGAUCCAAAAAGGAAGCAGGAACACCUUUUACCCGUUUGUCCUCAAUGACAUGGCAGGCCUGGGACACACCAGCUUCAAAAACAGAAUAAAUCACAUGAAAGACGUCAAACGGGUGAUGAAGGGAUAUGUGAGAGACGGUUACACGUUUAAUCUUAAAUGUAAGAUAUCAAAGGAGGAUCGAUUCUACAACACAGAUCCAACUGCCAACGACAAAGUGCACAUUCUGGUUUGUGUCAUUGAUGCCAGCACAGUGUCUCUGAUGAAAAGAGAAGAUGUAGAAGCAAUACAGCACAUCAGGGAGGAGGCCAGUGAUCUGGGAAUUCCUCAAGUGGCCGUCCUCACCAAAAUUGAUGCAGCUUGUCCUGAAAUCAAACAAGAUGUAAAGAACGUCUACAGGAGCAGGAAACUGAAGUUAUUGAUGGAGCAGUUCAGUGCAGACGUGGGUUUUCCCAUGAACUGCAUCUUCCCUGUGAAGAACUACCAUGAAGAAACCGACUUCGACAACGACACUGACUCACUGAUCCUGAACACACUGAAGCUCAUCCUCGACUUCGGAGAAGAGAUGCAACAACAAUAAGACGAUGCGUAAUGUUCAGAGAGCCAUUCUGACAUCUAUACAUUAUCUAUAUUUACCUAUCCUGUGUAGGUGGCGGAGGGAGGGGUGACAUUCAGUUCAUCUUUGUAUUUCUGUUUGCAGCUUUGUAAAAACAUAUGCCUACAUAUUAA